This is a messenger RNA of Abrus precatorius (Indian licorice), 2338 nucleotides long. Its product is annotated as putative serine carboxypeptidase-like 52. The transcript is spliced from 14 exons. The coding region runs from base 31 to 1500 and encodes 489 amino acids. NCBI's taxonomy places the organism in Eukaryota, Viridiplantae, Streptophyta, Magnoliopsida, Fabales, Fabaceae. The record is from RefSeq and is a predicted model, not a curated record. Gene Ontology annotation, biological process: secondary metabolic process; proteolysis. Gene Ontology annotation, molecular function: acyltransferase activity, transferring groups other than amino-acyl groups; serine-type carboxypeptidase activity.
CUAAGAAGUAAGAAGCUCCAAUUAAAAGCCAUGGAAAUGCUUAGAGAGAAAAGUGGGAAACCAUUGAAAAUGGCAAAGUUUAGUUUGAGUUGUGGUGCUUCGGAUUUCGUCUACUUUGGAGUUCUACUUUCCCAUCUUUUGUUAUCACAAUUUUUCUUUCAACUUACAUGGUGUGGCUCCACAGUACAGUUCCUUCCUGGAUUCGAGGGACCCCUUCCUUUUGUUCUCGAAACGGGGUAUGUGGGGGUGGGUGAAAGAGAGGAUGUUCAAGCCUUCUACUACUUCAUUGAAUCAGAGAGCAACCCAAAGAAGGAUCCUCUAAUGCUUUGGCUCACUGGGGGUCCUGGUUGCUCUGCCUUGUCUGGCCUUGUCUUUGAAAUAGGUCCACUUGCAUUUAAAAAAGAGGAAUACAAUGGGAGCCUGCCUAAUAUGGUCUUGAGGCCACACUCGUGGACAAAGGUGAGUAGUAUUAUAUUUGUAGACUUGCCGGUUUCCACGGGCUUCACUUAUGCUAGAACAGAGUUUGCUACUCAACGAAGCGACUGGCUCCUAGUUCAUCAAGUCCAUCAAUUUCUUAGGAAGUGGUUGAUUGAUCAUCCAAGAUUUUUGUCAAAUGAAGUUUACAUCGGUGGCGAUUCAUAUUCUGGCAUUCCUAUUCCUGUAAUUGUUCAAGAAAUUUCACAAGCAAAUGAAAGAGGGGCCAAACCAUGGAUAAAUCUCCAGGGAUACCUGCUGGGGAAUGCAGCAACAACUACAUGGGAAAAAAACUAUGCAAUCCCUUAUGCUCAUGGAAUGGGACUUAUUUCUGAUGAGUUAUACGAUUCACUGCAAAAUAAUUGUAACGGAGAGUAUAUAAAUGUAGACCCCAGAAAUGUAUUAUGUUCAAGAGAUCUCGACUCAUUCGAUGAGGCUACAUCAGGAAUUAAUAAAGCCCAUAUUUUGGACCCGGCAUGUGAGUGGAUUGAAACCCAUCAUGAAACUUCUCAAAGGAGAUCUAUAAUGAAGAAACAUCCUGGGAAGAAGGUCCUCAGUACUCAUCUCAAAUUGCCACCCUUAAUCUGUCGGAGUUAUGUGUACUUCCUCUCUGUCUAUUGGGCUAAUGAUGAUAAUGUUCGCAGAGCAUUGCACAUCCGUAAGGGAAGUAUAGGAAAAUGGCAUCGCUGUACCUUCAAUAUACCCAACAAGAGGGAUAUCCCUAGCAGCUUUGAGUAUCAUGUAAUCCUUAGUAGAAAAGGCAUUCGUUCACUUAUAUACAGUGGUGAUCAUGACAUGACGAUUCCUUUCUUGGCGACUCAAGCAUGGAUAAGAUCUUUAAACUACUCCAUUGUGGAUGAUUGGAGACAAUGGCGUACAAAUGGCCAAGUGGCAGGGUACACAAGGACUUACUCAAAUCGGAUGACAUUUGCAACUGUGAAGGGUGGAGGCCAUACAGCUCCCGAGUACAGGCCUGAAGAAUGCUUUGCCAUGUACAGUAGAUGGAUAUCUAACAAGGCUUUGUAGAAAUAAUCAAAUAAGGUUAUCUACCAUUUUGUUUCUUAAGUAUCUCUGCACUUUCUAUUUUGUUUGAAUAAAAAAGUGGUAAGAAGGAGAUGACAUAAAUAAAUUAUCAAUAACAUGGAAGAGACAGGUAGAGAUUCAAUUUAGAAAAUUAUGGCUCCAGCCUCAAUAAACUGCAAGUAAUUUUACUCAAUCGUAACUACUCAACUAGCUAACUGCUUGAAGUCGGAAGAUGGUGGUAUAUGGUAGGUCCAUUAUUCAACUGAAAAUAAUGAGUCUUUAGAUCAAACCAAAUUGUUGCACCAAAUUUUGCAUGUAUGACAUUUGCUACAAGUUCUUCUCAGAUCGAAUUAAGAAGUCAUAAUGUUAUUAUUGCGCUCCCUGACAAAAAGAAGAUGAGAACAGUGCCAUUAAAUAUACCCAUAUAGGAGCGGAUCCAUCAACAAAAUAAUAUUUGUUUUUAGUAGUGAGAACCAUCUUGUAAAAGUCGUACCAAAAAUUAUAGUUGUGAUCUCCUUAUAAAGAUUGAUACUAAUGGGACUACGAGACUAUUAGAAGGAUGCAUGAAGAAAGGAUUAAAAGGAUUGUCGUUUGUGUUUAAGUGUUUGAGGCUACUUAUUAAACACGUAGAUUAGUUGGUUCUAAAAAUAUAGUUGUAUUAGAAGUUUUAAUAUUUAAUUUAUUAUGUAUUGUAAAUUUAAUUUAACUUUAUCUAAAUUACUUAAAAUGUGUAAUAUAUAUUAGUGAGUGGAGGAAAAUAGAAGGCUUAGAGAUUGGGAACUAAUUGAGGAGGAUGAAAGCGUUGGAAACUUCAUUGGCUCAAAUAAUGGAAAACAAAACG